AUGGAUAUUUUCAACGUAAUAUUCGUUAAAACUCAUGAAUUUCCAGAUACGAAAAACUGUUUUCUUCGCCAGUUUCUUAUACUCACUGAAUACCAAAUGAAAUAUUUAGUGACAAAUGGAGCUGACCUAACAUAG
Messenger RNA from Ambispora gerdemannii, 135 nucleotides. The record is from the annotation of a GenBank genome assembly. NCBI's taxonomy places the organism in Eukaryota, Fungi, Glomeromycota, Glomeromycetes, Archaeosporales, Ambisporaceae.